GAUAGAAUUAGAAAAAUGGAAUAUUGGAUUAUUGGUGGUGCAAUUGCUAUAGUUUUAUGUAUUAUUGGUAUUGGUACCCUUUUUUAUAAAUGUAAAAAGAAUGCAGAUAAAGAUGAUAAGCUUUUAGAUAGUACAUAAAUUAUUCAAUAAUAAGAGUAAUAAGAAAUGUUACCUUUUAGUUAAGAUAUGAAGUGCAAUGAAUAAAACUAAUAAUAAAUGAACUAUUAUUAAGAUAAAAAUAAAGCCAGAUAACCCUAGAAUAAUAAUACAUCUUAAAGGUAAAAUGAAUAAACAAAAAAAAAAGCAAAUUCAGAAGAUAGUAGAAAUAAGAAUAAAAAUUGUUCAAAUCCUAUUUCAUCAACAAGUCAAGAUAAUAAACCAAAACAAGAAUAGGAUGAGGUGAGAUUGGAAAUUAAUUCUCCAAAAAAUAAUGAUUAAGUUCUAAAUUAACCAAAAACAAUGAGCUCAAACAAUAUUGAUAAAGAUUGUAUUAUUAAAAUAGAUUAAGAUGGUAAUUAAGAAUAAUAAAAUCAACAAGAACAAUAAGAUCACAAUUAAUAUAAAAGUUAGCAUUAAGAUUAAACAUAAUAAUAACCAUGUAUACCUCAAUAAUCAAAUAUCUAAGAAAAAAUAGAAAUUAAUACUAACAUAGAUUAAAAAGUGAAAUAAGAAUAAUAAAUUCCACAAAUACAAUAAGAUAUAUAUUAAAAUUAAACAUAUUUAUAGUCCAAUAUUGCACAAAAACCUAAUAUUUUAGAAAAAAUAGAAAUGCUUUCUGAAAUAAAUAAUUUUAACAAUUUAGAAUCAUUAAUUUAAUCAGUAAAAAAAGAUAUAUGUUAAAAAGAAAAUUAAUUUUAAUUAAAUUCUGAAGUUGUUCCAAAAAUAUCGUUUAAACCAAAAAUUGAAAUAAUAUUUGAAGUAGAUUAGUCGAAUACUUUAAAUAAUUCAGAAAAUAAAAUAAGAUAUGAUUCAAAAAGGCCAAAACCAGAUGAUAUAAUUAUUCCCCUCGCACCAAAUCCUCCUCCAAAUUCCGAGGAUAUUGGAGAUAUGAUUCUACCACUUUAUGAAAAAACUUCUAAAAAAAGGUAAAUAGAAGAUUAAUAUAAAUAUUAUGUAAGAUAAUUAAAGAAUAAAGUUGAUUUAAAAAAGAAUUAUAGUCUGAGUUUGCAAGCUAAUAAAGAAAUGGGGAACUAUUGUAAUGCAUUUAGAGAAGUCAGAGGAGAUGGAAAUUGUUUCUACACUGCUUUUGGAUAUUAAUUUUUAUCAAUUUUACUAUUUGAUUAUUCUAUUGAUUAAUUCUAUAAAUUCAUAGAGAAAAUCAAAUAAAUUAAUUUACCAAUGAAAAUAUAUGUGACUGGACAAGAUUUUAAAAUAGAUGAUAAAUUAUUAGAAGAAAAGCUUUUAAAAGAAUUUUUGAAUAGAUUAAUGAAAUUAAAAUAAAUUCAAGAUUUAGUGUAAAGAAAAGAACAAUUUCAUAAUUAAUUUGCAGCUUAUGAAAAAUAAUCAGAAGAAGUUGAUGCAUGUUUAUAUGGACUAUCAACUAUAUUUUUUAGAAAUUAUUCCAAUUAUAUUGUUGAUUUUAGUGAAAAAAAAGAUGCCCUUUAUGAUAGAGAGAAUCUUUUAAAGUGGGAAGAAGAAUGCAAUUCAAAUGAAGUUAUUAUUGCAGAAUUAGCUAAACAAUUAAAUAUGUUUUUAUUUAAUAUAUACUUUUAGAUUUGUUUAAUUGAUAUUUAUUGAAAAUAAAGAUUAGCUUAAAAAAUUCUAAUAUGGAAAUGAACAACACAAUAAGAUAAUAUUAUUAAUCAAACCUGGCCAUUAUAAUAUUGGUUAUUUUAUCUAAGAAACAAUCAAUAUUUGA
This is a messenger RNA of Paramecium sonneborni, 1858 nucleotides long. The record is from the annotation of a GenBank genome assembly. NCBI's taxonomy places the organism in Eukaryota, Ciliophora, Oligohymenophorea, Peniculida, Parameciidae.